AAGUGUGAGCGCAGCAGCACCUUCAUUUGAAUCAAAUCUUUCACACGUAUUCUUCAAUUGGCUGCUAUUUGGUCAUCGGGUAGUGUUCUUCACUUCUUACACCAUGCGUUGUUCUAGGAAUAAAAUUCGAUUUCCAUCGCCCGAAUGUGGCAGGGCCAAACCUGUCCCCGUAAAAUCACUCGGUUGCCGCACCCUGCCAGAAUGAAUUCCGGCGCACACAAUGGCGUAUCAAAUUCCCCCCAAAUUCAUCAAUUUCCAGAAGACGUUUUCCCAUAUAUUCCAGGACUGUUCCAAGGAAUUUGCCCUCGUGCCGGGCCGGCAAGCCCACGCACGGAUGCUAAUAUCGGGGUUCAAACCCACAAUUUUUGUUGCCAAUUGUUUGCUCCAAAUGUACAUCAAAUGCUCUACCAUGGACUGCGCCGGUAAGGUGUUCGACAGAAUGACUGAACGGGACACAGUCUCAUGGAACGCUAUGAUCUUUGGGUAUUCAAUCACUGGAAGAGUAGAAAUGGCUCAGUCUAUAUUCAAUUCGAUGCCCAACAGAGAUGUCAUUUCCUGGAAUUCAUUGAUUUCAGGGUAUUUGCAGAAUGGGAAUUGGUUGAAGUCAAUUGAGGUGUUUGUUGAAAUGUGGAGAGAUGGAGUGGGCUACGACGAGACUACUUUUGCAGUUGUUUUGAAAGCCUGUUCGGGUUUGGAAGACGGCUGCUUAGGCCGUCAAGUACACGGGAGUGUCGUCAAGUCGGGAUUCGAAAAUGAUACGGUGACAGGGAGUGCAGUGGUGAUCAUGUAUGCAAAAUGCAAGAUGUUGGAUGAGUCUCUCUGUUUUUUCGAAGACAUUCAGGUGAAGAAUUGGGUUUCGUGGAGUGCGAUAAUCGCCGGUUGCGUUCAGAACAGCGAGCUUCUUGCGGGAUUAGAGAUGUUCAAAGAGAUGCAGAGGGCGGGCAUUGGAGUUAGCCAAUCGAUUUAUGCGACGGCGUUUAGGUCCUGUGCUGGUUUGUCAAUGUCGAGCCUUGGUUGCCAGCUGCACGGUCACAUCCUAAAGAAUGAUUUCAGGCGCGAUACUGUCGUGGGAACAGCAAUGUUGGAUAUGUAUGCGAAAUGUGGGGAUUUGCAUAAUGCUAGGAAGGUGUUCGAUUUGUUGCCGAAUCAUAACUUGCAGUCGUACAAUGCGAUGAUCACUGGAUAUGUCCGAGGCGAUCGAGGAGUUGACGGUCUGCGGCUUUUUGUAGACUUGAUGAAGUCAGAUCUUCAAUUCGAUGAAAUAACAUUGUCAGGCGCGGUAAGUGCCUGCGCUGCUGUCAAACGACGGUUAGAAGGAAUACAGCUACACGGAAUCGUCUCCAAGAGCGCCUACCGAUCAAGUGUUUGUUUGACGAAUGCUGUUUUAGACAUGUACGGUAAAUGUGGCGCGCUGACCGAUGCUCGUCAAAUAUUUGACGAAAUGGUUGUUAGGGACGCCGUGUCGUGGAAUGCCAUAAUUGCGGCUUGCGAGCAGAAUGAAAACGACGAGACCCUAUUCUUGUUUGCCAGCAUGCUUCAGUCAGGGUUUGAACCCGAUGAAUUCACAUAUGGGAGUGUUUUGAAAGCGUGCGCAGGCUCACAAACGCUGCGAUCCGGGAGGGAAAUCCACGGAAGAGUGGUGAAAUCCGGGAAGGGUUCAGAUCCGUUCAUCGGGAGUGUUCUUGUCGACAUGUACUGCAAGUGUGGUUUAAUGGAGGAUGCCGAGAAGCUCCACGAUAGAUUGAAAGAACAGACGCUGGUUUCAUGGAACGCGAUCAUUUCUGGAUUUUCGACAAAUGAACAGAGCGAAGCGGCCCAGAAGUUCUUCUCACGAAUGCUGGACAUUGGGAUGAAACCGGAUAACUUCACGUAUGCCACAGUACUCGAUACAUGUUCGAACGUGGCGAAUGUGGGGCUCGGGAAGCAAAUCCACGCGCAAAUAAUCAAGCAAGAAUUGCAGCUCGACGUAUACAUCGUGAGUACGCUAGUCGACAUGUAUUCUAAAUGCGGAGAAAUGGAGAAUUCUGUUCUGAUGUUCGAAAAAUCAUCAAACCGCGAUUUCGUUACAUGGAACGCGAUGAUUUGCGCCUAUGCUCAUCACGGCUACGGAUACGAAGCUUUACAGAUUUUCGAAAAGAUGCAGAUAGAGAAGGUGAAGCCAAAUCGCGCGACGUUUGUCGCAGUUCUUCGCGCUUGCGCGCACAUCGGACUAGUAGACGAAGCCCUUCACUACUUCAACUUAAUGCAAGAAAAUUACGAGUUAGAACCGCAUCUGGAACACUAUUCGUCGAUGGUGGAUGUGUUAGGAAGAUCAGGUCGACUCAGCGAUGCGCUGAAACUUAUCGAAGAAAUGCCGGUUGAAGGUGACGAUGUUAUAUGGAGAACUCUUCUGAGUCUCUGCAAGACACAUGGGAAUGUCGAGAUAGCCGAAAAGGCGGCGAAUUCGCUUCUGGAAUUGGAUCCGGACGACUCGUCUGCGUAUGUUCUUCUGGCGAAUAUUUACGCAGAUGCAGAGAUGUGGAGCGAGGUUUCAAAGAUGAGGCGAAAGAUGAGGGAGAGUCGGCUGAAAAAGGAGCCGGGUUGUAGCUGGAUAGAGAUUCAGUCGGAAGUACAUAUGUUUGUCGUCGGAGACAAAGCUCAUCCGAAAUGUGGCGAGAUAUACGGCCGCCUGGAUUCGCUCGUCGAUGAAAUGAGACGAUGCGAAUACGUGCGGCUGCGCGGCGACGGCGACGGCAAUCUUGUGGUAUGUUAAAGAUCUUGUAGUGAAUAAGGAAUUGAAACUAAAAUUUUCUAUUUCAAUUAUAAGAAUAUACGUAUAUAUAUAUUUAUAGUGAUAUAUAAAUCGUCUAAAUAAAACAAAAAUCCUAAGAAUUUGUUAAAUAAGAUAACUAUUA
Molecule: messenger RNA, 2894 nt
Organism: Andrographis paniculata
Lineage: Eukaryota; Viridiplantae; Streptophyta; Magnoliopsida; Lamiales; Acanthaceae
Product: pentatricopeptide repeat-containing protein At3g02330, mitochondrial
Exons: 2
Coding region: 221-2752 (843 amino acids)
Biological process (GO): RNA modification
Molecular function (GO): protein binding; RNA binding
Source: RefSeq, a predicted model, not a curated record